AUGGACCCUACAUUGACGGGAGUAAGACUUUAUGACUUGAAUCAGAGUGCUUUGACUCCACUAUGGAAAGGCGCUGGAAUGUCUUAUGUCAAAGUAUUUCACGGAUCCGACAACAACUAUUUAUUCAACGGCGUAUUCCCCGAAGGUCAACUCACUGAAGAGGACAACGAGAUAUCAGAGAUGAUGGCUAGAAGCCUUCUCAACUUUGCUUAUACUGGGAACCCGAUUAAUACAUCUUCGUCACAAAGACAAUUUGAUGAAUGGCGGGAACCGUAUGGCAAAGUUGAUAUGGGAGAUACACAAAUCGAGAGCUUUAAGAUCCAGGUCAUUGGAGGACCUCAUGGUACAGGACCUGUCAUUUUGACUGAUGAAGAUAACUCUAAUAGUAUCAAGCGGAAUCCGGAAAAUGAAAAUAUUGGGGCAUGGCAACAAGUAUUGUCUGGCGCAGAUAAGUUUAGAUCGAUGGGCUCGGCGAAGGAAGCAGAAAGGAAGAGGUUGAUUGAGCAAGAAAAACUGUUUCAAAGAUGUAGAUAUAUCAAUAGUUUGGCAGAUACACUUGAUGUAUAA
Molecule: messenger RNA, 567 nt
Organism: Botrytis byssoidea
Lineage: Eukaryota; Fungi; Ascomycota; Leotiomycetes; Helotiales; Sclerotiniaceae
Exons: 1
Coding region: 1-567 (188 amino acids)
Source: RefSeq, a predicted model, not a curated record